This is a messenger RNA of Spinacia oleracea (spinach), 2788 nucleotides long. RefSeq lists its product as uncharacterized. The transcript is spliced from 4 exons. The record is from RefSeq and is a predicted model, not a curated record. The coding region runs from base 1 to 2787 and encodes 928 amino acids. Gene Ontology annotation, molecular function: transposase activity; DNA binding; zinc ion binding. Lineage: Eukaryota; Viridiplantae; Streptophyta; Magnoliopsida; Caryophyllales; Amaranthaceae. Gene Ontology annotation, biological process: DNA transposition.
AUGUUGGUUUUUGAUGAUGUUGAUGAUUUGACUUUGAACCCUUGCAUAUAUGUGCAUCAUGGUGGUGAAUGGGUUGUGCAAGGUGAUAUGGUUUAUAGUGGGGGGAGGGUGGAUGUCUUUGAUUACAUCCAUGAGAAUGCAGAUGGCAAAUAUGUUAAGGAAUUAGUCGAUAGUUUAGGUUAUAAUGAUGUAGAGAAAGUACAUUUCUGGGACCCUAGGAAAGAAUUCAAGAAUGGGGAGGAGGGAGGAGGGAGAGGUAGCUUCCUUGAGUUGUUGAAUACUGAUGUGGUUGACUUAAAUUCUGAUUAUGUGGAACCACCUUUUACAGUACUCCCACCCAAACAAACUGAAACUCAACCUGAACCUCAACCUGAACCUCAAAUUCAACCUCAAAAUGUGCCUCAACCUGAAAUUGAUUAUGAUUCAGAGGGUACAGAUGAAGAUGAUGAUGAGUUAGCCACUGCUAGGUCUAAGAUAUCUGAUGAUAUGAGAAGGGAAAAGGCUUAUUUUGAGGAGUUAGUAAUGCUGAAAAAACUAGCAGAAAGUAAAGUAGAAGGUGGUCUGAAUUUGGGGGAUGACUUUGAUGGAUACAGUGACUUAGACAGCCCUAGUGAGUCAGAAGAUGAGGAUGAUGUUGGUUACUUAGUUGCACCACAACACCAUAAGAGGGGGAGAGGGAAACAGAAGCAAAACAACACUGAAACUGAAGAGAGGGAAGCCACUUUUUAUGUUGGACAACAGUUUGAGAAUCCAAAGACAUUUAGGAAAGCAAUCAUAGAUUAUUCAAUUGAUAAAGGAAGAAACAUUCCAUUUUCUAAAAAUGAUUCCACUAGGGUUUGUGCAGAGUGUGAGCACAAAGAUAAAGGUUGUAAAUGGAGAAUUUGGGCUUCAUGGGAGAGAGGAAGAAGGUCAUUUACAGUGAAAACAUUUGUCAGUGAGCACACUUGUGGUAGGACACCUAUCAUUAAGAAGAUGACUUCACAUUGGAUUGCAGAACACUACCAGAAUCUGUUUAAGGUUAACCCUUACAUGAGAGUGCAAGAUAUUCAGGAAACCAUUUGGUUAGAAAAGGGUAUAAGGGUGAGCAAAGACAAGGCUGCCAGGGCUAGGAGAAGGGGUCAAGCACUCAUUGUUGGUGAAUACAAAGAGCAGUAUGCAUUACUCCCAAGGUAUGCAGCUGAGAUACUAAGAAGCAAUCCAGGGAACACAGUGAAGUUGAAGUUGGAUGCAAAUGUGUUUGACAUACUGUAUUUGUGUUUUGAGGCACUUAGGAAAGGGUUCUUGGCAGGAUGCAGACCUUUCAUAUCACUUGAUGGAUGUUUCUUAAAGGGACCAUUUGGGGGUCAAUUGUUAGUAGCAGUAGGGAGGGAUGGAAACAAUCAAAUGUUCCCUUUGGCUUGGGCUGUUUGUGAGGUUGAGAGCACUGACACAUGGAGUUGGUUUCUAGAACUUCUAGCUACUGAUUUAGGCACUAGUGAAGGAGCAGGGUACACUUUCAUGUCUGACCAACAAAAGGGUUUACUUGCUGCUGUGUCAAAUGUGUUUCCACAAGCUGAAAGUAGGGUGUGUGCAAGGCAUGUGUACUGUAACUUUAGGGGAGUGUUUGGAGGUGGUUUAGAGUACAGAAAACAAUUUUGGACUAUUGCAAAAAGCAACACAGUAAAUCACUUCAAUGAAAACAUUGAAGUAAUGAGGGGUAUUUCACAUGAAGCUGCUGAAGACCUACUGAAAAGGAACUACAAGAAAUGGUGUAGGGCAUUCUACACUCCAUUAUCUUGUUGUGACAGUGUAGACAACAACAUGAGUGAGGUGUUUAAUGCAUACAUCUUGAGUGCAAGGCACAAGCCUAUUAUUACCAUGUUGGAAGAUAUCAGAGAGGGUUUGAUGGAAAGACUGCAUAAGAAAAGAGAUUUCAUUGGGAAAAAGGAGAUAAUGUUGUGUCCUAGGAUCCAAAUUCAGUUAGAGAAACACAAAAUUUGGGCUAGGGGUUGGAAUGCAUACUGGGAUGGUGGGUUUUGCUAUGGAGUAAGAGAAGGUGCAACACAGGUUAAGUAUGUGGUGGAUCUGAACCAACAUACUUGCAGUUGCAAUGCAUGGCAGGUGAGUGGGAUUCCAUGCAAACAUGCAAUUGUUGCUAUAUGGAAUAAAGUAGACCACCCAGAACAAUAUGUCAAUGCAUAUUUCUGCAAACAGACCUACAUGAAGGCAUAUGAAUUUUUGUUAGAGCCUUUAAAUGGUCCUCAAGAGUGGCCUACUUCUGAUAGCAUUGUUGUGGCUCCAAAGGUGAAAAAGGUCAAUGGAAGACCUAAAACAAAGAGGAGAUAUGGUGUUGGAGAGGUAACUGCAUCUGGUAAGCUGAAGAGAACAGGUUGUUCUAUGAAAUGCAGCUUAUGUGGUGUGAUAGGCCACAACAAAAGGGGUUGCAAGAAUGCCCCUAAGCAACAACAACACAGCAACAAUCAUGCUACUGCAGAGCAGACCACACCACAGCAACAACACCCAAGAACCAGUUCAGCUAUACCAAUGCACAAUAGGGGUGUGGGUAUUUAUACCUACCCAAAUGGGUAUCAAAGAAUAGCUACUCCUAUAUCACAACACUUCCCCACACCACAGAGGCAAAGACCUCCUGCAGCUUUCUAUUCUGAUCAUGGGGGUGAGCAAACCAUCUACUCCUUCCCUGCACAUGACUUCCCAUUGUCACAGACUCAACCAAGUCAAGGACACACAAUAUCAAGCCAAGCAUUGCAGGAUCUUGCAAUGGCUAGAAGAUUAGAAAAAAGACCAUGAG